Messenger RNA from Drosophila nasuta, 525 nucleotides. RefSeq lists its product as uncharacterized. Gene Ontology annotation, biological process: ubiquitin-dependent protein catabolic process. The record is from RefSeq and is a predicted model, not a curated record. Lineage: Eukaryota; Metazoa; Arthropoda; Insecta; Diptera; Drosophilidae. The coding region runs from base 103 to 426 and encodes 107 amino acids. The transcript has a single exon.
AAAAGUACAAAUACAAAGCACAAACUUAUCUAACUAAAUUUCAUUCAAUAGCUUGAAGAAAUUUGUAUUGAGCUGUAGUACAUAAAAAAAAAGUUAAACAAAAUGUCCAAGAUUGAAAUUGAAGCAAAAGUUCGCACCAGCGAUGGCAAAAUAUUUACUUUGAGCCCUUCGAUUGUUGAGCAAAUUGGACUGCUACGAAAAAUGCAACAGAAUGUAGAAGACGAUGAGGAUAAUAUUAUACCAUUGGAUCGUAUCAGUUCCAAAGUAUUCCAAUUGAUAAUAAAGUGGUGUAAUGAAGGAUUGGACUUGAAGAAUGUUAACCGCUUAACUGUGGUUGACUUGAUCGCAGCUGCUGAUUUUCUCGAGAUUCCAAGUUUGGUGGAUAAAGCCACGAUUCACAUUGCAGCGUUGCUUUCCUCUUAUUGAAGAAAAUAAUGUAUUUAAGUUAAAGAAAAAAUGUAUUGUCGUUUUUUGUAAGUAAUUAAAUCUUUAUUAAAUCUCAAUUUGUCGGUGAUUAUUAUUCAA